Molecule: messenger RNA, 933 nt
Organism: Perkinsus marinus ATCC 50983
Lineage: Eukaryota; Perkinsozoa; Perkinsida; Perkinsidae
Product: RNA-dependent helicase, putative
Exons: 5
Coding region: 1-933 (310 amino acids)
Cellular component (GO): nucleus; ribonucleoprotein complex; cytoplasm
Molecular function (GO): RNA binding; ATP binding; RNA helicase activity
Source: RefSeq, a predicted model, not a curated record
AUGGAUGAGGCUGAUCGUAUGCUCGAUAUGGGAUUCGAGCCGCAGGUUCGCAAGAUCGUCUCCCAGAUCCGUCCGGAUCGUCAGACCCUCAUGUGGUCGGCCACGUGGCCUAAGGAGGUGCAGCAUCUGGCGAGAGACAUCUGUAACGAGGAGCCCGUCCUGGUCACUGUCGGUCGCUCUGGUCAUGCUUGCCAUAAUAUCCAGCAGUACGUUGAGGUCGUUGAGAACAAUGUGAAGCCGGAGCGUUUGCUGGCCCUCAUGCAAGCGGCCUCAGCUGCUACCGGUGGUGGCUGGACUGCCAAGACCCUCAUCUUCUGCGACACUAAGCGUGGCGCCGAUGAUAUCACUCGUCUCCUCCGUCGUGAUGGGUGGCCUGCUCUGUCCAUCCAUGGUGACAAGAAGCAGAGUGAGCGCGACUGGGUCCUGAACCAGUUCAAGACCGGCAGGUCUGCGAUCAUGAUUGCCACUGAUGUUGCCAGCAGAGGUCUUGAUGUGAAGGACGUGAAGUAUGUCAUCAACUAUGAUUUCCCCGGCACCAUUGAGGACUAUGUUCAUCGUAUCGGACGUACUGGUCGUGCUGGAGCUAGCGGCGUUGCUUACUCGUUCUUCUCGCCUGACAAGGGCAAGUUGGCCCGCCAACUCGUCAACUGCCUGCGUGAGGCCAAUCAGUCGGUGCCCGAGGCUCUGGAAACGAUCGCGUUCGCUAACGACCGCUCUAACAGCGGUGGUAAGGGUCGCGGUAAGGGCAACUACGGUGGAAAGGGCCGUGGGUUUUAUGGAAAGGGCAAGGGACGUUUUGGCAAGGGCCGUGGUAAGGGUAAGGGCAUGAACUUCUCUAUUACUGGAGCCAACUCGAUCCCUGUCGGAAACGCGGGUCCGAGCAAGGGUAACGGUCCGAGAUAUCAAGGUUUUGAUAACGCUGGGAUGCAUUAA